GGCUUUGCCUCUUUCGGUCCCUCAUGAUACAUAAGCCUCUCGUAGGGCUUUGCCUGCUUUUGCAGACAUUGGCUCCUGUCAUUGCCUAUUUGACCCAUAUUGAAAUCACAAGCUGUGGAAAGGACGCAGUAUGUCCCACUGUACCCGGUUACAGGACAUUACCCGUCAAUCUCAACCUAGGCACAGACAUGGAUUCCAUUUAUUUGCACUUGCGUAACGAUCAUACUACUGAGCCAAUCACAGAUGUCAAACUGGUCCAAACUCCAAAUCCAGCCGAUAUCGAGGGAUGGACUGUCAUCAAUGUCAACUUAAAUCAGGAUUCCCGACAACCCCAACACGUCGAUUCAAACGCCAUUUGGCUUUAUUAUACCAGGAAUACAACUAUCUCCAACCGCCCUGUGACAAGCAUUGUUGUGAAACAAGGCAGUCAUCCUGAGAGCGGCGUCGGCUUUAGACGCCUACCUAUUGAUUUAAAUGCUGGCGUGGGCGGCGAACAUUUGUAUCUUUUUUACCAUCAGGAAGGGCCGGUUGAUGCCAUCACGGCCAUAACAGCAAAGUCAUGCUUCUCCGACGAUUGCUAUAUGGAGGGUUGGGAGCGGGUACCAAAGGAUUUGAAUGAAGGUGUUGUGGUUGGCUUUAGAGUGUACCUGUUCUACCAGCGCAUAAAAGAUCAUCCUCCAGUGACAGAUAUAGUUAUCAUUGUCGAUGAUCAAACUCCGCCAGAAGGAUAUACCAAGGUGGAUGUCGAUCUUAAUCGUGGUACUAUACGUGGAGCUUCAAUAUAUCUUUAUUACAAAGUCAAGGAAGACGCCUCCGAAGAAGAUAAAGCCACAGCAAUUCAGGAGCUUGCUAUUGAGUAUGGAGAUGCAGCUGUUACGCCAUACAGUUGGAACAAAAUAAGCGUUGACCUGAAUUCGAAAGGUAUUGGUUCAUCUGAAGGAUUUGGAGAGCCAACAUUCCUUUUCUACAGACGUGCAUAUUCAGUACCAGACAAAGUUGAGCCCCUUAAAUUUCGGCCAGACGGUUCGUUCAAGAUACUUCAGCUUGCUGAUCUCCAUUUUUCAAAUAACCGCGGCAGUUGUAGAGACGUUUCACCCGAUACACCAUGUCAAGGUGAUGCUACUACAAUAACCACUAUUGAACACUUGCUGAAAUCUGAAAAGCCUGAUCUUGUUGUCUUUACCGGUGAUAAUAUAGAUGGCACAGGAGGUGUUAAUGACGCUCGAGCUGCAACGUUGAAGUAUUCUCAGCCUGUCAUCGAGCAGAAAAUCCCAUGGGCAAUGAUAUUCGGAAACCAUGAUGACGAGAAUGAUCUGACUAGGGAAGAAUUGUUUGAGGUUGUGCGAAAUAUGCCGUACUCUGUUAGUGAAGAAGGCCCUAUGGAGGUUUCUGGCAUCGGCAAUUAUGCUUUGAAAAUAUGGAGCAAUCAAAGUCAAGCGGAAGAUAAGCAUGCAUUCACCCUCUACUUUUUCGACUCUCAUGCCUAUGCAAAUCCCGAGAAGACAGAAUAUGAUAUCAUCAAACCUGACCAGCUACAGUGGUACCUCAAUGUAUCACAAUCAUUUGCAAAAGAUGACCAAGCUCCCCCUAAUGCCAUCGCCUUCUUUCAUAUACCGAUACCGGAAUACGGUAACUUUGAAAAGGACAGUCGAAAGCGACCUAUUCUUGGAGAUCAACGUGAGACUGUUUCAAGCAGUAAAAAAUCAGACGCCGGAGUGUUGGCUACUUUUUCGAAAGGUGGAGAUAUACGUGCGACCGGAUGUGGGCACGACCAUGUAAAUGACUAUUGCCUGGAUGUGGACGGUAUCUCAUUAUGCUACGGUGGAGGCAUAGGUGUGAAUGGAUAUGGUGCUGGCCAUCUCGGAUGGCCGCGUCGAGCUCGUGUUUGGAAAAUCGAGGACGAAGGCGCUACUAUUCGAACAUGGAAGAGGCUGGAUGAUGACAAAUUAUCAAUGUUGCACUACCAAACUCUCUUCUGAUGAACAGCCCCUAGAUACUGUAUAUAAUCGUAAUCAUUGCUUAAACCCUCAUUUGCAUUGAAAUGCAAUACACCAUUUAACUUCACCUGCACUUCAUUGAAAUGCAUUCCAUGCCAUAUGAUACCGCCAUAUCAAUCGUCAAGACCAAACAUAUCAAUACAUUUAUGUAAUAAAAAAAAACAUAUUGAGAACGACAUUAAAUACAGGAAAAAUUUCAGGCUCGAGGGUUUAUGUUAUUUACAAUCGUAGUAGUCUCAUUGAACCAGACCUGGUGUUUACAACCUCCUAUCUGGUGAAUCCUCACUAUCUUUGACUAUAGCAACCAGGACACUAAUAUCAUCUGCCUUGCCGCCCUUCAUCAAGAUAAACAGGAUUAGCUACAUUGUAUAA
Molecule: messenger RNA, 2369 nt
Organism: Umbelopsis ramanniana AG
Lineage: Eukaryota; Fungi; Mucoromycota; Umbelopsidomycetes; Umbelopsidales; Umbelopsidaceae
Exons: 10
Coding region: 24-1979 (651 amino acids)
Cellular component (GO): cytoplasm
Molecular function (GO): phosphoprotein phosphatase activity
Source: RefSeq, a predicted model, not a curated record